UUGUGUGCACGACGGUUUAUAUUACCAAAAACACUGAUCUAUAUAGAUAACUAAAUGAACUUUAUACUCUUCAAUCGUCGUUACACUCAUUACAUUUAUUCCUGUUGUGUAUCAUUUGCGUUGUGUUUUGGGCGUUCAGCAGGUCAUAAGAAAUUUGUACCUUGAAAAGAAGAAUUUUUCCCAUGUUACCGCGUUUAUUAUUUAUAUAUUGGGCCUCGUUUACUGUACAAAACAAUACACAUGGCUUCUCAUACGGACGAGUUUGGACGUCCAAAAUCAGUGGGCUUAUACAAUCCUGAACUGGAAAAGGAUGCUUGUGGUGUUGGCUUUAUUGUCAAUAUUAACGGAGAAAGGAACAACAAGAUAAUUGCAGAGUCAUUGGUAAUUUUGCGUCACAUGAGCCACCGUGGGGGAUGUGGAUGUGAUCAAUUUAGUGGUGAUGGCACAGGAAUAAUGACAGCAAUUCCUCAUGAACUUUAUCUCAAGAUUCUGCCUGAAGAAGGGAUGAGUUUUGUUCUCCCUAAACCUGGAUACUAUGCCACUGGCUUGUUUUUCAUGCAAAAUGAUGAAUCACAGAUUGCCAUCUGCAAGAAUUAUUUUGAGGAAUUAGCCGAUGAUUGUGAGAUUAAGGUCCUUGGUUGGCGAAAAGUUGCUGUAAACUGGAAAGUCCCUGGACCAUAUUCUCAUUUGAAAAAACCAGCAAUUGAACAGGUGUUUGUGUCAAGCAGUUUUAAUGAUGUGGAUAGAUUUCGAAAGCAAGUGUUUAUGUUGAGAAAGAUGGCCAGCCGCAUUAUUCCAUCAAAGUGUGAAAGAUUUUAUAUUUGCAGUUUGUCAACAGAAACCAUUGUGUACAAGGGAAUGCUUAAUGUUACACAAUUAGCAGAGUUUUUCCUUGAUCUUGGACAGAAGGAAUUCAAGAGUCACUUUGCCAUUAUUCAUAAUCGAUUUUCUACAAACACAUUUCCAAGCUGGGAACGUGCUCAUCCACAACGUUUCCUUGCACAUAAUGGUGAAAUAAACACUCUCAAGGGUAACAUAAACAAUAUGAGAGCAAGAGAAGGCAUGAUGGACUGCCCUUAUUACAAAGAUAAUCUCCAAAAACUGUUUCCAGUUAUUGAACCUGGAAUGUCAGAUUCGGGCUGUGUUGAUAAUGCUGUUGAGUUCUUAGUGAUGGCAGGGAAGAGAUCAUUACCAGAGGCCAUCAUGACAAUGGUACCUGAAGCUUGGCAGAAUGAUGGAACCAUGUCGUCGGAAAAACGAGACUAUUAUAAAUGGAGUUCGUGCGCAAUGGAACCUUGGGAUGGACCAGCGUUGUUUACUUUCUCCGAUGGUCGUUAUGUCGGAGCAGUUUUGGACAGAAAUGGUCUGAGACCAUCUCGUUAUUACAUCACCACGGAUGGUCGAAUGAUUAUGGCCAGUGAAGUAGGCGUAUCUUCUGUUUCUGAAGAAAUUGUCCAACGAAAGGGUCGUUUGAUGCCCGGGAGACUAUUACUUGUUGAUACACAGCGCGGAGAGGUUAUCAACGAUGAAGAAUUAAAAUACAGUAUUUCAACGCGAAGACCAGUGACAAAAUGGCUGAAAGAAGGAUUAUUUACUUUGCAACAUCUUCACAAUGCUUACAACAAGGACAAAGGAUUACCCGAAGGACAUACUCUUGUCUCUAAAGAGAAUCCUUUGGAAAUAUCAAUUCAUUAUGAUCGCCGUCUACCAACAUUCGGCUAUUCUGUAGAGGAUAUUAGUAUGUUGGUGCUACCAAUGAUUCGCAACAAGAAGGAGGCAAUCGGUUCCAUGGGCAAUGACACUCCUCUAGCAUGUCUGACAAUGCAUCCACAGUUACUUUUCGAUUAUUUCAAACAACUUUUCGCUCAGGUCACUAAUCCUCCAAUUGAUCCCUUCCGAGAAACCAUUGUCAUAUCACUGGCAUGUCCUAUUGGCCCUGAGAGUAACUUACUAGACCCAGGUCUUCGGCAAUGUGAGAGAUUAUAUCUUGAUCAUCCAAUCAUUUCGCUCGGUGAUCUUGAAGUAAUAAAAGAAUGUAGUUUACCAAAAUGGAAGGCUCAAGUCAUUGACACUGUCUACGAUGUUCAAGAAGGAACGGAUGGUCUAGUUCCAGCUUUAGAUAGCUUCUGUCAACAAGCUUCUGAUGCAAUCAAAAACAAGAACGCCUUUAUCAUUUUAUCGGAUCGCCUCGCCAGUAAAAGUAGAGUUCCCGUGAGUUCGUUGUUGGCUCUUGGUGCUGUUCAUCACUAUCUGUUGAAGACAAAACAAAGACCAAGAGUUAGCAUAAUCGUUGAAACUGCUGAAGCGAGAGAGAUUCAUCACUUUUGUCUGUUGCUUGGUUACGGUGCAGACGCAAUCUGUCCGUAUUUGGUGUUUGAAGUUGUUCAGAUAUUGAGACGCGAAGGUUUGCUCGAUCCUCCUUUAUCCGACAAAGAAGUUUAUAAAAAUCUUCAAACCGCUUCGUUCACUGGUAUUUCUAAAGUUAUGGCUAAAAUGGGCAUUUCAACCUUACAAAGUUACAAAGCAGCACAAAUAUUUGAAGCUGUUGGUCUGAAUGAAGAGGUGAUUGAAAAAUGUUUUACUGGAACGGCAUCUAGAAUCUCUGGAGUAACAUUUAAAGUUUUGGCUCAAGAGGCAAUGGAUCGCCACAGGAUUGCUUAUGCAGAUCGUGAUACAGACAACGUAUUGGUUAACAACUGGGGUGAAUACCACUGGAGAGAUGGGGGAGAGAAACAUGUCAACGAUCCUCGGAGUAUUGGAUUAUUGCAGGAUGCUUCAAGAGGAAACAACACGAAAACAUUCAAGAAGUUUGUCGAGUCUACUUGGAGAAUGGUUAAAGCUUGCACACUUCGUGGACAGAUGGAAUUUAAUUUUGCCAAUAAACCUCUUGACUUGAAUGAAGUCGAACCUGCUUCAGAGAUUGUCAAACGAUUUUGUACAGGGGCCAUGAGUUUUGGUUCAAUAUCAAUAGAAACACACGAGACUCUUGCUGUUGCGAUGAACAGAAUGGGAGGCAAAAGUAAUACAGGUGAAGGUGGCGAAACUCCAGAACGUCUAACAAUUACUGAUGAGUUACACAAUACAAGAUCUGCCAUCAAACAAAUUGCUUCUGGUAGAUUUGGUGUAAACAGCGCAUAUCUUGCUCACGCUGAUGACCUGCAAAUUAAAAUGGCUCAGGGUGCCAAACCCGGUGAAGGGGGUGAACUUCCGGGACAUAAGGUUACACCGGAAAUAGCUAAAACACGAUUAUCAACUCCAGGUGUUGCGCUAAUUAGUCCACCACCUCACCACGAUAUUUACUCCAUCGAAGAUCUUGCUGAGUUAAUCUUCAAUUUGAAAUGUUCAAAUCCUAAGUCAAGAAUCAGUGUAAAACUUGUCUCUGAAGUGGGUGUUGGCGUCAUUGCCGCUGGUGUUGCUAAGGGUCACGCCGAACACAUCGUAAUAUCAGGUCAUGAUGGGGGAACUGGUGCGAGCUCUUGGACUGGUAUCAAGCACGCUGGAUUACCUUGGGAACUGGGUUUGAGUGAGACUCAUCAAACUUUAGUGUUGAAUAAUUUACGACGUCGUGUGGUCUUGCAAACCGAUGGUCAGUUGAGGACAGGAAGAGAUGUUACCAUUGCUGCGUUACUUGGAGCUGAUGAAUAUGCAUUUUCUACUGCUCCUUUGAUCAGUUUAGGAUGUACGAUGAUGAGAAAAUGCCACUUGAAUACUUGUCCUGUUGGCAUAGCAACCCAGGAUCCAGUUUUGAGAAAGAAAUUCGACGGGAAACCAGAGUAUGUAAUCAACUAUUUCUUCAUGAUUGCUGAAGAGAUAAGGGAGUAUAUGGCGCAAUUGGGAUUUAAGACAAUGAAAGAAAUGAUUGGUCAAACGCAAUGUUUAAGAGAGAGUAGUGAUCCUCUAAAUAUGAAAACUAAGCUUCUAGACUUUGGAAAAAUUUUGGUUCCUGCUUCUACAUUAAACGAAGGUGAUCAUUAUGGUGGAACUGAAGAACAGGAGUUUGGUUUAUUUGAUCGAAUGGAAAAUAAACUUGAGUCGGCCGUCCUCGAAGUUCUCGAAGGAAGAAGAAAGAAUGUUACCAUGGAGAUGAAUAUUGGUAACGAAGACAGAAGCUUUGGUACCACAACAAGUUAUCAUAUUGCCAAAAAGCUCAUGGACACAGGUCUUUCUGAAGACACUAUUGUGAAGCUCAAUGGCUCAGCAGGUCAGAGUUUUGGUGCGUUCAUCUGCAAAGGCAUCACGCUUGAACUUGAAGGAGAUGCAAAUGAUUACGUUGGAAAAGGACUUUCUGGUGGGAAGAUAAUACUCUAUCCUAGCAAAAAAUUACCCGAAGGAUUCAAAGCCGAGGAAAACAUUAUUGCAGGCAAUGUCUGCUUGUAUGGUGCAACAUCGGGAAAAGCGUACUUCAGAGGAGUUACCGCUGAGAGAUUUUGUGUUCGUAACUCGGGCGCACUUGCUGUAUGCGAGGGUUGUGGUGAUCAUGGAUGCGAGUACAUGACAGGGGGAACAGUCGUGAUUUUGGGACCAACUGGACGCAAUUUUGCUGCUGGAAUGUCUGGCGGCGUUGCUUUUAUAUACGACCGUUUAGGGAAAUUUUCAAAUCUUUGUAACACAGAGAAAGUUGACCUUGACCCGCUAUCAGAAGAAAACCAGACCACUCUUAAAAACAUCGUUCAGGAUCAUUUUCAUUACACUCGAUCCGAAGUGGCCAAGAAUCUGUUACAAAACUGGAAUGAUUCUUUACGCUACUUCGUGAAGGUCAUUCCACGCGAGUAUAAAUUGGCUUUAGAACGUCAAAAUAAAGAGAAAUACGAGAAAGAAAAGAAUGAAAAAAAUGAGAAGAUUUCACUUGAGAUAAAAGAUGAGAUGCCACCUUUGAAAAACGAUGGAGGAAAUGAAAUAGCUGAUAUUGAAGAAGCAGUUUUGAUUGGCGAAGAAAACAAGAACAUCGACAAGCAAAGAGGUUUCGUUCAAUACAAGAGACGAGCGAACGCAUAUAGACCUGCAAAGAAACGGUUAGAAGAUUGGAAAGAGAUCUAUAAUCACCCUAAGAAUAAAGAAUUAAAGGUUCAGACAGCAAGGUGCAUGGAUUGUGGCGUUCCAUUCUGUCAAUCAAAAACUGGUUGUCCUCUUGGAAAUGUUAUUCCCAGAUGGAACGACCUUGUCUUCCAUGGUCAAUGGCAAGAUGCAUUAGACAGAUUGUUGCAGACUAAUAAUUUUCCUGAGUUUACUGGAAGAGUUUGUCCGGCUCCUUGCGAGGGUGCUUGUGUAUUGAGUAUAAACUCUAAACCUGUGACGAUCAAGAGUAUUGAAUGCAAAAUAAUUGAUGUUGCCUUUGAGAAAGGAUGGAUGAAACCACAGCCUCCUCAGUCACGCACUAGUAAAACAGUCGCAAUUAUAGGCAGUGGUCCUGCAGGAUUGGCUGCGGCAGCUCAGCUCAACAAGGCCGGUCAUCUGGUUACAGUGUACGAGAAAAACGAUAAAUGCGGAGGAUUAAUGAUGUAUGGUAUUCCUUCAAUGAAGAUCGAAAAACAGAUUGUCGACAGGCGCAUUAAACUUAUGUCUGACGAAGGAAUACAGUUCCUUCCUAACACGGAGAUUGGUAAGGAUAUUUCUGGCAAAAAGCUACUCGCUUCAUACAACGCUGUCCUCCUUGCCAUUGGUUCAACUGUACCACGUGAUCUGCAAAUCCCAGGUCGUGAACUCAAAGGCAUUUUAUUUGCGAUGGAUUUCCUCGAACAAAAUCAGAAGAAGCAAUUUGGAUAUCUCAAAGGAGACGUUGUUGAUGCGCAUGACAAGAACGUGAUUGUCAUUGGCGGAGGAGAUACUGGGGUCGACUGUGUGGCAACAUGUGUCAGACAGAAUGCAAGAAAGAUUAUGACGUUUGAAUUGUUGAGUGAACCUCCAAAGGAUCGCGGUGCGUACAAUCCUUGGCCUCAGUGGCCGCGCGUCUUCAGAAUAGAGUAUGGGCACGAGGAGGUUGCCAUAAAGUAUGGAAAAGACCCGAGGCUUUACAAUACCCUUAGCAAGGAGUUUCUAGGAGAUGGCAAAGGAAAUAUUUCUGGAAUAAGAACCGUGAAAGUUGAAUGGGUUAAGAAUGCUUAUGGUCGAUGGGAGAUGAUGGAAAUACCUAACUCCGAACAAAUUGUCAAAGCCGAUCUAGUUUUGAUAGCUCUUGGUUUUACGGGUCCUUCAAAGACUCUUUCGAAACAACUUGGCCUGAAAAUUGACAUGCGAUCAAACUUUGCAACUGAAAGGAAAAGUUUUAAAACCAAUUUAGAACAUGUCUAUGCAGCUGGAGAUUGCCGAUUCGGUCAAUCAUUGGUUGUGACCGCCAUUGCUGAGGGAAGACAAGCAGCUAGACAGAUUGAUCUUGAGCUCAUGGGUACAACGUCAUUGGCUGGUCCUGGUGGCGUUAUCAUCAACCACGACGAUCAAAAUAAAGUGAGAUCCAACUGAUUUAUCUGUGACAACACAGCAGACUUCUAAAUUGCAAGAUUUAGCUAGCUUUCAAAACAUUGCUGAUAAGGGCGGGCGUAUUAAUACUUAUAUAUAGAAUAACGGAAACGGGGAAACUAUAUGGUAUGAAUGUUAAUAAUUUUAAAUUUAGUGGAUUUUAAACUUGCUGGGAUGUGUAUAUUAAACGUGAUUUUAGCUUUAA
This is a messenger RNA of Xenia sp. Carnegie-2017, 6658 nucleotides long. Its product is annotated as glutamate synthase [NADH]-like. The record is from RefSeq and is a predicted model, not a curated record. Lineage: Eukaryota; Metazoa; Cnidaria; Anthozoa; Malacalcyonacea; Xeniidae. Gene Ontology annotation, molecular function: glutamate synthase (NADH) activity; FMN binding; iron ion binding.